Messenger RNA from Neltuma alba, 2343 nucleotides. RefSeq names its product tyrosine--tRNA ligase 2, cytoplasmic-like. Gene Ontology annotation, biological process: tyrosyl-tRNA aminoacylation. The transcript has 19 exons. NCBI's taxonomy places the organism in Eukaryota, Viridiplantae, Streptophyta, Magnoliopsida, Fabales, Fabaceae. The coding region runs from base 4 to 2292 and encodes 762 amino acids. The record is from RefSeq and is a predicted model, not a curated record. Gene Ontology annotation, molecular function: ATP binding; tyrosine-tRNA ligase activity. Gene Ontology annotation, cellular component: cytoplasm.
GCUAUGGAAUCUUUGCUAGUAUCCAGUUCAGACAGCGCAGAAUCAUCUGGCAGUUCAAAUCCAAAUCGAACUAAUCAAUUGAGUUUGGAACAGAGGUUUCAAAUCGUGAGGAGUGUUGGGGAAGAGUGUAUUCAAGAAGAUGAGCUCCUAAAUUUGCUGGCAAAGAAGCCUGAGCCUGUCUGCUAUGAUGGGUUGGAACCCUCUGGUCGCAUGCACAUUGCUCAGGGAGUCAUGAAGUCCAUAAAUGUGAACAAGCUCACAUCUGCAGGGUGCAGAGUUAAGAUAUGGAUUGAUGAUUGGUUCGCAAAGCUAAACAAUAAAAUGGGAGGAGAUUUGAAGAAAAUUGAGGAAGUGGGCCGUUAUUUCAUUGAAAUCUGGAAAGCUGCUGGGAUGGAUAUGGACGGAGGAAAGGUAGAGUUUGUAUGGGCAUCAAAGGAGAUUAACGCAAGAGCUGGUGAGUACUGGCCUCUUGCAUUGGAGAUAGCUCCAAAGAACAAAGUAAAUGAUGAAAACGGGCAUCGUCAAAUCAUGGGACGAAGCGAACAAGAUGAAUUAACUGGAGCCCAAAUCUUUUAUCCAUGCAUGCAGUGUGCUGGCGUGUUUAUCCUCAAGGCCGACAUUUGCCAAAUGGGAACGGAUCAGCGUAAAGUGAGCGAACUCACUACAAAGUAUUGUGAUGACGUUAAGGAGAAGAAUAAGCCUAUCAUCUUGUCACAUUAUAUGUUACCUAGCUUACAAAAAGGGCGAGAAAAAAUGUCAAAAAGCGAUCCAUCAUCUUCCAUAUUCAUGGAUGAUGAGGAGGCUGAAGUGAACUUGAAGAUAAAGAAGGCUUAUUGUCCACCAAAGAUUGUGGAAGGAAAUCCGUGCUUGGAGUACAUUAAGAAUCUUAUCAUACCAUCGUUUAAUGAGUUCUUAGUGGAGCGCAGUGCAAAGAAUGGUGGAAAUAAGACAUUUAAGAGCUUUGAGGAGCUUAUUGCUGACUACGAAAGUGGGGGGCUACAUCCAGCUGAUCUUAAACCGGCUUUAGCAAAGUCGUUGAAUAGACUUUUGGAGCCUGUCAGGGAACACUUCAAAAAGGACAAGUAUGCUAAAGAUCUUCUAAAAAGGGUCAAGGAUAUGGAUACCAUCAAGGCUACCCCAAAAGAACCACCACGAGAAGCUAUGGAAUCUUUGUCCAUACCCAAUUCAGACAAUGCAGAAUCAUCUGGCUCUUCAAAUCCAAAUACAACUGAUGAAUUGAGUUUGGAACAGAGGUUUCAAAUCGUGAGGAGCGUUGGAGAAGAGUGUAUUCAAGAAGAUGAGCUCCUAAAUUUGCUGGCAGGGAAACAUGAGCCUGUUUGCUAUGAUGGGUUUGAACCCUCUGGUCGGAUGCACGUUGCCCAGGGAGUCAUGAAGACUAUAAAUGUGAACAAGCUGACAUCUGCUGGGUGUCGAGUUAAGAUAUGGAUUGCUGAUUGGUUUGCAAAGUUAAAUAAUAAAAUGGGAGGAGAUUUGAAGAAGAUUGAAGUAGUGGGCCGUUACUUAAUUGAAAUUUGGAAAGCUGUUGGGAUGGACAUAGAUGGAGGAAAGGUAGAUUUCAUAUGGGCAUCAAAGGAGAUUAAUGCAAGAGCUCAUGAAUACUGGCCUCUUGUAUGGAAUAUAGCUCAAAAGAACAAUGUUAAAAGGUUAAUCAGGUGUAGUCAAAUCAUGGGACGAAGUGAAAAAGAUGAAUUAACUGUAGGCCAGAUCAUUUAUCCAUGCAUGCAGUGUGCUGACGUAUUUUUUCUCAAGGCCGACGUCUGCCAAAUGGGAACGGAUCAGCGCAAAGUGAAUGUACUCGCUAGAGAGCACUGUGAUCACAUUAAGAGGAAGAACAAGCCUAUCAUCUUGUCACAUCAUAUGUUACCCGGUUUACAGCAAGGGCAAGAGAAAAUGUCAAAAAGUGACCCAUCAUCAUCCAUAUUCAUGGAUGAUGAGGAGGCCGAAGUGAACCUGAAGAUAGAGAAGGCUCAUUGUCCACCAAAAAUUGUGGAAGGAAAUCCGUGCUUGGAGUACAUAAAGUACCUUAUUAUGCCACAAUUUAGUGAGUUCUUAGUGGAGCGCAGUGCAGAGAAUGGUGGAAAUAAGACAUUUAAGAGAUUUGAGGACCUUAUUGCUGACUACGAAAGCGGGGAGCUACAUCCAGCUGAUCUUAAACCAGCUUUAGCAAAGUUGUUGAAUCGAAUUCUGGAGCCUGUCAGGGAACACUUCAAAAAGGACAGUAAUGCUAGAGAUCUUCUAGAAAAGGUCAAGGCUUACAGAGUCACCAGAUGAUCCCAUACGCUAAUUUGGACUCCAACUUCAGUAUAUUUAAUUUUUCAACGG